Molecule: messenger RNA, 4469 nt
Organism: Prorocentrum cordatum
Lineage: Eukaryota; Dinophyceae; Prorocentrales; Prorocentraceae
Source: the annotation of a GenBank genome assembly
AUGGCGCCGCGGCACCGGCUGGAGCGCAGCACGGAUGCGUGGACGUGCAAAUCGUGCAAGGACCACGACGGGAAGCCGUUCAGGAACAAGGGUUUCCGCACGUCGUGCUUCAAGUGCAACUUGGCCAAGGGCGUGGUGUUCUUGGCGAAGGUCGCGCCGCCCUCGCCAUCAGCCUCUGCUGGUGCCCAGGCGGCUGCACUGCGGGAGCGCGAGCUUGAGGGCAAGGAGGCCGAGCUCAAGAGGCGUGAGGCGGCCGUGGCAAAGGCCGAAGGUUCGAUGGCUGCUGGGGCGGCUGAUGCGGGUACGGCACCUCAGCAGGACCAGGCCAAGAUCGCCAAGCUGCGCGCCGACCUGGAGGCAUUGGAGGCCAUGGAGGACUCCCCAGCCAUGGACGCCCUGCGCGCAGAGAAGCGCGGCCAGCUCCAGAACAUGCAGGCCGCCAAGUCUGCCGCGAAGCCCUACCAUGUCCAAGUCCGGGAGCUGGACGAGAAGAUCAAGCGGAAGGACAAGGUGGUGGACCGGUUGGAGUCGGUCGCCAUCCCAGCGGCUGAGAAGACGGUCGCCUCGCUGCGCACCGAGUACGACACGGCCAGGCAGGAGCGAGCGGAGUUGCAGAAGCAGCGGGACGCGCUCGUCCUGGCCUCCGUGCCCGGUGCGCUGCCCAAGGCGGGCGCCUCUGCGUUGGACCGUGCCGCAGCCUUCCGCACCCUGGUCGAGCCUCUCCAGAGCCUGCUGGAAGGCCCAUCCGGAGAGCAGUGGAAGGCCUGCCUCAAGACCAUGGAGGAGCUGGCCGAGAAAGACAUGGCGGAAGCAGGCUCUGCAGCCCGCGUCGCCGAUGCCGUCCCCCCUGCGGCGGGGGCAGCCGCAGAUCCGGCGCGAGGCGGCGAGCAACCGGGCGGAGAGCCGGGCGAGGAAGAGGACGCUGACAUGCCCGAGGCGGAGGUCGAGGCCCUCCUGGAUCAGGUGUUGGGCCGUGGUGGCGAUGCUCCUGGUCCUGCACCUGCUGCAGAGGGCGGCACCCCAGGAGAUGGCGCCGCCGCAGCCCGCGUCACCCGGGAGGGCGCCACCAAAGCGCUGCAAGCUGCCUUCCGGAAGCACGUGGACAAGGGGGUUGUCACGGUGGCAAUGUUCAACGGCAAUGCGUGGAGCGGCAUUGGCGACUAUAUCGAGAGCGUGGGCAAACGCGUCCUCGCGGUGUGCGCGGCGGAGCACAAGCUGGAAGACUUUGAUGCUGCAGCCCCACGGCGGUGGCUCGUUGCACAGGGUUGGCACUCCAGCUUUGCGCUGGCGACGCGAUCCCAGGAAGGGCGAGACAAGCGGUUCGCCUCCGCAGGCGUGCUGGUGGCCGUGCGCUCUCACGUGCGAUCCGAGGUGGUGGCCCACUGGGAUGUUGAGGACAUCUCCCCUGCUGGGCUGCCAGGCCGCCUCACGGCGAGGUGGCUCAACCUGUGGUCCGGAGUCGUCGUCAUGGCGGCUUACUUUGUCGACUCCGUGGGCUGGGACGCUCAGAACAUGCUGUUGGCGCACGCCUUCGCGGAGAGGGCAGCCGCGCUGCGGGCUCUUGGGAUGCCCUGGAUCUUGGCCAUGGAUGCCAACAUGGACCCAGAGGAGUUUGCCGCCUGCCCGGUUCUGCAGCCGCUGCGGGCCCACAUCGUUGCGCCGCGUGCUGGCACAUGCCGUUCCGGCGAGACGUGGACCACGCUCGACUACUUCAUGGUCGACUCCUGGGUGAAGGAGCAGGUGCUUGGCGUGGAGGUGGCGGCGACGUGGCCCUCAGCCCCCCACAAACCUGUCGAGCUGCGGAUGCGGGGGCGGCCGGUGACCAUGGUGGUCCGGGAGCCGCGGGCGCCCGCGCCGCUCCCGCUGGAGGCGCCCGUCGGGUGCGCGCGGGAGCCUCCGCCCCGACUCCCGAUUUCAGGCGAGGCCGGGAAUCAGCUGGAGGUCGACAAGGCCUACGCUGCAGUGAUUGGUCAGGUCGAGCAGGAGAUUUUGGGGCUGCACGAUCUGGUGGGCGCUGACGCGCGACGGUAUGAGGGGCGGGGCCAGCCGCUGGGUUUCCGGGAGAGGCCCGUGCGCGGGGUCCGACAGCUUCCGGCCAGACAGUCCAGGGCGACAUACCACCUGCGAGCGCUCAGCACCAUGAUAUCGGAACUUUGGCACGUGGGAGCUGCUCUUGACCCGAAGGGCGACCGCCCGCAACGGCGGCAGCGGAUGGCAGACCUGCUGCAUGCUAUCACGAGGCGGGCACGAUGGGUCCAGAUGGACGUGGAGGCUGGCCGCAUCCUCGACGAGUUGCGGCUGCGGCUGGAGGCGUGGGCCGCUUACUGCCGGGCCAUCGCCGGGGCCAUCAAGACUGGGCCUGGGCCCGGGCCGCCUGCCCAGUCCCUGGUUGGGCGCGCGACGUGGCCAUCGCUGGCCCGUGGUCGUGCCACUUUGGACACCGACGCCGAGAAGUCGGCGCGCGCCGAUGCUGCUGCCGUGCUCGCCGGCGUACGGCAGAGGUAUGCGGCUGCCUCGGCAGGAAACGCGGGCGCCCUGCACGGACUCACUCGCCCACUGCCGCGUUGGCAGUCGCCGACCAGCGGGAAUUGCAGCGCGCCGUGCUCUCCUCAGGCCGUCUGCGCAGCGGAGUUGGACGCGUGGUCCCAGGUGUGGCAGGCGAACGUGGCGGAGGUGCAGGAGAUCUCGCGCGAGUGGCUGGCGGGGGCAGAGCGAGAUGAGCCGCUACUGGCCAUCGCCGUUCCCGAUCUGCUGAGCGCCGCGGCCAAGUUCAAGGUGAAGACGGGGCUGGGCGUCGCGCGCUGGAACCCCCGCGCCUUGGGGCAGUGCAGCCUGGGCUGUCACAAGGACAUGGUCACCCUCCUGCACAAGGUGGAGGCCUCCCUCAUGUGGCCGAGCCAGGUGUCCCUGCUGGUGUACCUCCUCAUCCCGAAACCCGAUUCCGGCAAGCGGCCGAUCGCGAAGAUGCCCAUGCUGGUGCGCCUUUGGGAAGCCGUCCGGUUUCCGCUCGUGCAGACGUGGCUGCGCACGGUGGAGCGCGACUACGAUUGGGCUCGCCGGGGCGGCUCCUCCGAGAAGGCAGUGUGGCGGCACCUAGUGGAGGAGGAGGGCAUGGCGUUGGGGGAGGGCCCCGACGGCCAGGCAGUGGCCACGGUCUUGCUUGACCUGGUGAAGUGCUUCGAGAAGGUCCAGCUCCGGCACGUGUGGCGGCGGGGUCAACGCUGGGGCUUCCCCCCGCGCGUGCUCCGCCUGAUUCUCGCCAGUUACUCCCUCGCCAGGGCGCUCCUGGUGGACGGCUGUCAUAGCGAGUGCGUCGCCGUGGUGUCCGCCAUCGUGCCCGGCAGCCGUUUCGCGCUGGCCGUCCUGCACCUGGUCCUGCUGGAGCCCUGCGACUUGCUGCGGGAGCGGUGGCACGAGGUGAGCUUAGCCAAGUAUGUCGACGACAUGGGGCUGGCUUGCUAUGGCGUGGCGCGCGAGGUGGAGACGGCCACGCGCGAGUCGGCGAGCUGGCUGAUCGCGUACCUCUGGGAUGAGCUCCAGAUUGAGGUCAGCCUCACUUUGCCCGGCGUCAAAGGGAAGAGCAAGUGUCUUGCCACGUCCCAGUGGCUGUCCAAGAAGCUCGGGCGCAGCAUGGCCUGGCUCGGCGUGCGCCUGCAGCAGACGGCGAAUCAGCUGGGCAUCGACAGGCGCGGCUGGGCGUCUGGCCGGCGGCCCCCGCCUACGGCAGUGCGCAAGGAGCGUUUUGCGCGCAUGGCCAAGCGCCGGGCGCUCGUGGCAGGAGCGAAACGGUGGGGCGGGAAGGUGUACAAGGUGACCAAGGCGGGCCUUAAGCCUUCCGUGACGUAUGGCUACCGCGCCUUGGGCCUGAAGCCUUUGGAGGUGCACGCGCUGCGGGCCGCCCUCAAUGUCGGCCUCCCCGGCCGCCAUCGGCACUGGUCCACUACGCUGCGGUUGGCGAUCUUCGGCCAGGAGCCGUGGCCAGAGUGCGAUGCUGCCCCGCUGGCAGCCUGGGCCGAGCAGGUUUGGAAUGGCACCACGCCGGAGAGCACCCUGGCGGCGGCUUGGCGCCGUCAACAGGUGCGGCUCAUGGGCGCGGAUUCUUGGAGCAGACUCGCAGGGCCAGCGUCGACGUGCAUACUGGUCUUGCGACGGCUUGGGUGGUCGUGGCCAGCGUGGCACGUUUUCGUGACGCGGGACGGGCGCGAGCUGGACCUCCGGCAUUGUUGCCCCGUUGACGUCAAGGCCAUGGCGUUGAAGGAUAGCGAGGCCGUCCUGCGGUCGGAAUGGAUCGCCGCCGAUCCGGCCCGAGCGUCGCUCCAGCCGGCCCCCUUCAUCGACCCGCUGCGCACCUGGUUCGCGCGGCACCUGCGUCGGUGGAGCGGCGGCGCCUCCGCUGCGGCGCAGGCGGUGGCAGCGGGGCCUUGGACGCAGCACCGGGCGUACGAGGCAGGGGCCGCGGCGACGCCAUG